Molecule: messenger RNA, 255 nt
Organism: Neoarthrinium moseri
Lineage: Eukaryota; Fungi; Ascomycota; Sordariomycetes; Amphisphaeriales; Apiosporaceae
Exons: 2
Coding region: 1-255 (84 amino acids)
Cellular component (GO): intracellular membrane-bounded organelle; membrane
Molecular function (GO): heme binding
Source: RefSeq, a predicted model, not a curated record
AUGUCCAAGUCACUUACCAAGAAGGAGGUCUCGGAGUACAAGACCGAGGACAAGGGCCUCUAUAUCAUUGUUGAUGACGGCGUCUACGAUGUCACAAAGUUCAUUGACGAACACCCCGGUGGCGCUAAGAUCCUCAAGCGAAUGGCAGGCAAGGACUCGACGAAACAGUUUUGGAAAUACCACGGCAAGAAUGUGUUGGAGAAGUACGGCCCCAAGCUGAAGGUUGGAACGGUGAAGGAGGAGGCGAAGCUAUGA